This is a messenger RNA of Priapulus caudatus, 1011 nucleotides long. RefSeq names its product probable splicing factor, arginine/serine-rich 7. The coding region runs from base 1 to 1011 and encodes 336 amino acids. Lineage: Eukaryota; Metazoa; Priapulida; Priapulimorpha; Priapulimorphida; Priapulidae. The transcript has 3 exons. The record is from RefSeq and is a predicted model, not a curated record.
AUGGUUUGCGCCAACUUUGAGUUGCGUCGACCUUCCACGCCCCCUGGUGAGAGCAUAGCGGAUUUGCCGCUGCCGCCGCCGUACCAGUGGCAGGUUGUGGCGGGGCCGGCGGCGCCCGCCGGCGCCCUCACGGCCGAUCCGCGCGACGAGGGAACCCCUCCACCUCCCGCCGCGGCCAUGAGCGAAUCGAGCGCCUCCUCCCCGGACGGCAGCCCUCCGCCGCCGCCCCCGUCGCCGCCCCCGUUGCCGCCGGGGGAGGGAGAGGGAGAGGGUGUCCGCGCGCCGCCGUCCUUCGAGAAGAGAUCCGAGUCGCCGUGCGCAGAGAGAGACGGGUCGCCGUCCGUGGGCCGAGAGAGGGCAGCGUCGAGAGACUCGGCAGCCGGCAAGAUGCAAGGGCCGCGCGAGCCGGAUCGGCCGGCAGAUGCGGCGGGUCAAGGUCGAGACGGGAAGUGUUCGAGGUCGCGUUCGAGCGAUAAGGCGGACGUUUGCAAGGUCGAGAGGUCAAGGUCGCGCUCGGGCGACAGCGCGAGGUCGCGGUCUAGAGACGGGAAAGAAGGGAAGAAGUCGAGGUCGCAUUCGAAGAACCGGAGGAGGUCAAGGUCGCGAUCGAGAAACAAGAGGAAAUCAAGGUCGCCGUCGAGAAACCGGAGGCGGUCAAGGUCACGAUCAAGAGACAGGAGAGAUAGGAGGAAGUCAGUGUCACGGUCGAGAGACAGAAGGAGGUCAAUGUCGCGAUCGCGAAAUAGGCGAGAUAGGAAGAGGUCAAUGUCCAGGGACCGGAGGGAUAAGAGGAGGAGACAAGAGGAGGCAAUCAAGGUCACGGUCGAGAGACCGGAAGCGGUCAAUGUCACGAUCAAGAGACAGGAAGCGGGCGUCAAGGUCACGCUCCAGAGACAGGAAGCGGGCGUCAAGGUCACACAUGGGGCGCCCGUUAUAGCCGUGUGGGAAGCCAUAGCCCGUGUUCAAAUCCCGGCCGGCAACAGAGUGAUUCACGGCAAAGUAGUGUCUUAG